AUGGCGCCUCAGAAGGGCCAGUCAAAGCCUGCAAAAGCCGCUACCGGUCAUGCGAAUGCAAAGAAACAGCAGCAGUCACAACAACCCGCCCCUGCUGCUCCCCGACAUGUCGUACUUCCUGUCAUUCCCUUGACUAUGGUGGCAAAACAGCGGGGCAGCAUCGCGAAUAACACCACCAGCGCAAAUUCCUCCAAGCACUCUGCAAUCGCGUCUGCGACUGCGACUGCGACUGCUUCACCCACAACGCCCAACAGCAACCGUACCCCAUUUUCUUCGCUUGAGGCUGCGCUGAUCGACCACAUCCCGGACAAGUCAGCCAAGGCUUCUGCUCAGAACGGAAAUGGGAAUGAGGUCAACGGCUCAGCUGUGGAGAAGCCCGGUCCCGCUGCCACUACCGGUGCUGACAACCAUGUGCGUCAAUCUCACGACACACCCGUCCAGACGAAUGGAGUGAACGGUGUCGAUUCUGAAGCUCCUCGCGACCUCCCCACCGCUGCUGCGGCCGAGACAGCCCAGCUGUCUUGUGCUCCCUCCGUUGCAGAUGCCGAGUCCACUGCUGGUUCUGCCUCUGCAAAUGACACCAGCCAAGGCGCCCACGAUGGUCACUCAUUGGCCUCCCAGCCUCAGUCGGCCACCACCCAGUCGCGUGGACAUGAUCUGCCUCCGUCUUUCCACAAUCCUCCGAUCCACCCACUGCAGCAACAGCAAUCUGUCGACCAGUUCUCCGAUACCACGAACUUCCAUGCCCCGCACCACAUGCAUCCUCACCAUCACCAGCAACACGCCCACCACCAACACCACAUGAGUAACGGUGGCCCUGCUAUCAUGUUUGGUGCAUUCGCUGGUUCGCACAGUUCCUCGCCGGCGCCCCCGUCGGGUGGCUUCAUGCCGCCUCCGCCGCCGCCUCCUGUCAACGGUGACGCCCACAUCCACCCGCGUGCAAACGGACAUCACCAUGCUCAUUCCAGCAGCAAUGGUUUUCCCGCUCACGUUAACACGCACUUCCGACCGGAUAUCAUGCCUAUGACGACCCUUGAUACAUACGGACAGGUUUCGGCCCAUGGGCCUCCUGUCCCGUUCGAGUCGUUCCCCCCUGGUGUUGGUCGCUACGGGCCUCCGACUCCUCGCAGCUUCCACGGCUCCCAUACCUCUGGCGAGCCCAACGGCAUGGAGAAUGGGUCUGUACCGUUCCCACCGAACGGUUCGAGUGGUGUGCACUAUCCCGGGCCUGCUCACCGUGGCCAUACUGCUGCUUACCCUCACCCACAUCCGCCUGCGUCCUUCCCACCAUAUAUGCACCCAGAGGAUUUUAGUCGCCGCCCCAGCAUGGCCACCGAAGAGAUGACAGAGAGCAUGGUAUACAUCAGAAACCAAUUUGAUAACAAUGAACUGUCUGAUUGUGUUCUCGAGCUUGUCUACGCCAAGGGUCGUAACCAUGGUUUGAAGAUCAAUGGCCACAAGCUCAUCCUGGCCCGUAGCCCUGCUCUCAAGCAGCACAUCAUGGUGGCCCGAGCUACCGACUCGGGCUCUCACACCAUCACGAUUGAGUGCGACGACUCAUAUCUGAGAAACGACGCCUGGUGGAUGGCAGUGCAACGCCUGUACCUGCAUCCGCUUCUCCUUCAUCCUCCGAUGAUGGGCAACCCAGGCAACGUCAUGGCCCUUGCUGGCGAUAUGGCCGAUCGGCUUGGGUUCUGCCUGGGUUAUGCUGCGGCUGGUCACAUCCUUGGUAUGCAAGAUGUUCUGGAGCGUGGCUUGUAUGUUGCCGCAGAGCAACUGGACUGGACCACGAUCGAGGAGGCCAUUGCCUUUGUACGCGAGGGUACGACCCAACGGCACUACAAGUACCCUACCGAGCAGGAUGGACCGCACUCCCACUCUGUCACGUUGGAUUUUGGAUAUGGACCAGAGACGAAGAUUCUUUGGCAUGCCAUCUUGAACUUCCUCGUCAACGAGUUUCCUCCCAACUUUGAUCUCGACACCUCCGUUACCGACCCUCCGAAGCUGGCACGUAUCCCGGCUGAUGCCGCUGGCGCAGCGCCGUCGCCUCUGCCUACACACCCUGACAAGAUCAUGCCUGCCAUUGCUAGAGGCACGAUGACACGCAAUAACAGCAAGCCAAGCCGUCUGUCCAGCAUCAAGUUCGGAGAUCUCCCACCCACGCUCCCCGACGAUGGCUCGACGCCGCAACGCGAGACCGCCAAGUGCUCCCCCAUCCUUUCUCGCGUUCUUCUUAACCUACACUUCGAUGAGCUGUGUGAGGUGUUGACGUCCGGCAGUCAUGGGGUUCGGGGAUGGAACAGUGCGCAAGACAGAUACCACGUCGUGGCCGAUGUUGUGGCCGAGCGAGAAGCGAGACGUCUCCGCGCCGUUGACGCUGUCCGUUCAGGGUCUGUCCCCCAAGCACGAGAGGUCCAACAGCGAUUGUCAGCCCAGCGACGCCAUGCCAUGGCUGACCCUUGGGAUGUUCUGAACUGGCGGGAGGAGGUCAACCCACCGAGAAACGCUGGAGUCCCAAGGCUCGUACGAAACUGGGUUCCUCAAUUCAACGUUCCACCGGAGCCCCUUCAACAAUUCCAACAAACGAAGCAGCCGUCGUAUGAGGCUCACGACUCGAUGGUCUAG
This is a messenger RNA of Anthostomella pinea, 2625 nucleotides long. Lineage: Eukaryota; Fungi; Ascomycota; Sordariomycetes; Xylariales; Xylariaceae. The record is from the annotation of a GenBank genome assembly.